This is a messenger RNA of Vicia faba (fava bean), 426 nucleotides long. NCBI's taxonomy places the organism in Eukaryota, Viridiplantae, Streptophyta, Magnoliopsida, Fabales, Fabaceae. The record is from the annotation of a GenBank genome assembly.
AUGUGGGUGUACAAGAUGGCAGUGAAGGUGAAAUUACUGUCAUUCGAUGGCGAGGAUCCUGUUGGAUGGAUUAUGCACACGAAAACAUACCUCAAAAUUCAAGGAGCUUCAGAGGAAGUGAAGGUGAGAUUGGAGAAGUUGGGAUACUUGCAUAAAAAUGGAAUGCUUCAAUAUGAAAAGUUAUAUUUAUAUUGCAGGUUAAGAUCUUCAUCUUGUUUCUAUGUUUCGAUGGUACCGGAGAAAAAAAGCUGCACUUUGCAUUCCAUGGUUGUAAUAAAAGUGCAUAUUGUAAAAUGGAGACGUGUGUCACCUCCUCAUGCAUCUCUACCUCUAUCUUUCAGUAGGCGACAUGUUUCACCUAUUCAUGCACCUGAGGCAACAGAGACGAAACAUGUGACAUGCAACAUCACACUAUUGGAGGUUUGA